UCCAGAGGACAAGAUAUCUAACACCUGAGACAGGAUGAUCUUGUUCCAGGGACCAGCUGUCCUCAAUCGCUGGUCCCCAGUCAGUUUUCCCUCCCCAGACUCUAACCUUAAUCAUUCUGGGUAUGGAGUCAAAAACCGACCUUAGAUCACUGAAUCGAAAGACAGCUCCAUUCUGUGACUUGGUGGAUCCAGUGGGAUUCAGAUGGGAAGCUUGUCAAAAUCAAUUAUCUGUCGAAAUUUCAUCUGAUUGUUCUGAUAAUGUGAAUGAAGGGAUGGAUGAAGCUUGUGUUCCAUCCAUCUCCUCACAGCCCUUCGUAUCAAUAAACAGACCCCCCCCCCCUCUCCCGAUUGCUUUUCUCCCAGAUGUGCAUUUCCAAUGCUAGAGGUCAAAUCCUCUGUCCUGUUGACCACUUCUAUACAGUGAGUAAACUGUGCCUGCGUCCCAACACUCGCUCAAGGCUUUCACCAUCUCCUUUCCUCUCUCCUCAUCACCUACCUACCUAUGUGGAUUGACAGGAAGUGGAUUGGGUUAGAUGUGUUGUGAAUUGACAUUGUUCAGUUUCUUCAGUGGGGAAGAAAGAGAUAAGAGAACAAAAGACCCUUUGAGCUGUUGGGAUUCGUUCAUGGUAUUGUUCCGGAUGGUUGGCCUUGACCAAUUAAUUGUCUUGUAUGUAACUGACAUUUCCAAACACUUCAACAUGUUUAGGUGUGUGUAAAUGCAGAGAGACUGGUGAGAUAAGAUCAUCGCUAGGCCAACACUCAUGAACAAGACUUCACUGUGCGUGUGGGGUUUCCACAGUAACAAGGGUCUAGACUUUUUGUCGUGACCUUAACUGAUGUGACCCUGACUGAGGUAUUUCACUCCAUUAUAUCUAAACUAAGCACCCAAGCAUUGCUGGGUUUCAGCUUUCUGUGUUCUGUAUCAAUGCUAAAUGUGAGCAUAUAUUUUGAUAUAUUUAAAAAUGAGGGAUAUGAAAAGUCUAGAUAUUUUUGGAGUAGAGAAAUGAUGUGUGUAUCAUAAUUGUCACUUUGUCAUGCUCUCAAAAUCUUUUGGAUUUUUUUUUAAAGAAUUCUAGCAUCCCUGCUGAUUUAUUGUUCCAUUGAAAGAAUAUUUAUAAAGUCCUUUGUGAAAAAAAAGUGUGUUUUUAUUAUGUCACGUAAGGUUUUCAUUCAUUAAUGAGACACAUGUUUUGUUGGAGCGGAAUGCAACUGAGACCAGAGUUCAGUGUAAACAACCUCAUGGUGGAGCGGGUCACAUCAUGCAGUUACCUCCAGUGUCCACAAGGAGUCAGUAGUCGACAGCACCCCUACAGUUCAGGACCUGUUGUCGACAGAUCAACUACACAGCCCUCUUCUUUAAACCUCUCAACAGGAGAAGAAGGCACAUGGACCAGGACAACAAACUAAAAAGUUUUCCCAUGUCUUCUAUAUUUUCUAUUUCUAUGUCGUAUCUUGAACCUGGUCCAUCCUCCCCCACCCCCUCUGUCGGCUGUCUCGUGUUCCUCUGGGUUUCUUCCUCCAUAGCUGUAUGUCAAGGAGACCCUCCUUCAAGUGGAUGAUGACCUCCAUCCUGCAGGACUGUCCAGACUCCAUCACACACACACACAGACACACACACACAUAGACACACACACAGUCAGGACCAGAUCCACUGUUCAGCAGGACCACAGUCCCUCUGGUGAAGUCGUGGAGACUAGACUGGUGUCUCUCAUGCUCUAAUAAGGCCUUCUUCUUUUACAUGUGUCUGGCCAAUUAGUUAAUGACCUGUGAAUAUACCAAGAAACGAAAAGGAACUUUUUACGAAGGCUACAGGGUCGGGGCACAAGCGUUUCCAACACUGUUCCAGAGAGGAUUGUCUAUUAGCUAAUGAACACCACACACACAAGGAACGACGUGGGAAUUUGCCUGGAAUCUAAUUCAGUUAGUGCGCAACAGACAGAAAAACGGCUUACAGUGGAGAUCUUUACAUGAAUCUACUGCUCCUUCAUCUGUUUCUGUGGUCUCGCUAGGCUGUAUAAUCACCAUCCACAGCUUACCCACCCUCUGAUGAAUGUAAUUAAUCAACCUUUCCUUCCUAAUCACUCUUGCCAUCUCAUCAGCCUAAGGCCUGGGCUGGCCAUACCGGCUGUCUGGUCUGAGGCAAAGUGCUUGGGUGUGGAAGGAGGCGUUCAGCUUUGCAAACAUCAACAGAAGGGCAGAAGAAGAAUUUCAAGUAUGUAGUUAGGAUCAGACGGAAUGUCUUGUCUCCGGUCAGAGUUAUGAGGGUCUUCCUGGUGGCUCGUAGAGCGCGUACCAUAAACACUAAGGCUAACGCCACACACACAUGUACUCACACGCUUCCAUUCACACACAUUCAGACUUCCUCUUUCCUCCUUCCAUCCGCCAUGGCUUCUUCCCUUCAACUGUCCUCCCUCCCCCACUCCCUUCCUCCCCCACUCUCCUGUCCUCCGUGGAGAAGGCUGAGAUGGGCUUAGACCAGAGGGCCUUAAUCUGUCCUUAGUGACAUCACCCUCCCCAAUGGAUGCUGUCUUCUCCCUCACGGUUUUGGAUCGAGGGACGAAGGGAGGAUAGGGGCGUUCACGAGGAACAGGGAGGAGAGGCAGCAGCUGGUCACAGAAUCACCCCCCCACACACCCGUCCAACCACACACAAAGCGAGGAGCAUGGCGAGGAGAGCGGCGGAAGACAGCGACACCCACAUGGACGAGGCUGUGGACCAGGGCUUGGGCAUGGAGGAGACGGGCCAUGGCCUGCUGCGGAGGCCCUCGCUCAGGGAGACCUACAACAGCGACUCCCUGCUGGCUCCAGACACGGACUUCAUGGGAGAUGACCACAGCUCUGCGGCCAGCGGCGUGGACGUGGUGGACCGCCUGACGUACCUGGAGCAGAGGAUGCAGAUGCAGGAGGAUGAGAUCCAGCUGCUGAAGAUGGCCCUGUCAGAUGUCCUGAAGAGGCUCAACAUCUCUGAGGAGCACCAGGCUGCAGCCAAUAGGAAGACCCCGUCAGGAAGCAAAGCCAGGCCUGUGUCUCUGGCUCUGCCCUCCAGACCCCCCAUGGUGAGCCACAGUGCCGCCCCUCUGAAGAAGAGCACCACGCUGCCCUCUGCCUCCUCAGCGAGGAACUACUCGGCCUCCCCCCCCCACUCCCACCAAGAGAGUCCUGCAGGCAGUGUAAAGGACAGCCCCUGCACCUCUAAGACCACCAGACCUCGGCCCACUUCUGCGGCCCCCACCUGUAAGAAAACUCAUGAGAGCAAAGCCAAGGAGCCUGCAGUAAGUGUAGGGUCAAGGCGUGUGACACACUGCAAAGUGACUAUGCAGAUAUAUCUGAGCCCCCUCACAAGAAGGACUGGAUCUUCUGAGGCGCCCAAAUCAGCACCUACCAUCCCCAACACCCGUCCCACAGAGCCACCCUCCGCCCCCAACCCCAAGGCAGGCUCCAGCAAGAACCAGUCUAGACCAGAGACCCACAAAACAGCCUCGGCCUUCAACCUCCCCCUCCAGAAAACUACCACCCAUAAUACCUACUCUCACAUGGACACACUCGGCUACAAAAGCCCUCUCAAAUCACCUAGCCAGUACUUCCAAAUAUGUUACUAAUAUGUAGGCUAGGAGAACAAGGAGGUUUUUAACGUCUUUUAACGUUUUUCUUUAAUUUUUCCUUGGUAUAGUUAUGUUUAGGAUUGCACAGUGCGAGUUUCUCAACCUGGUGUUAGACAGGACUUCCACAGCAAGCUAGGGAACUCGAUUGAGGACUGUUGAAAAUGCUGUUCGUAUCUUUUCAUGUUUGAAGGCAAAUGAUAAUAGGUGGAAGCUUCUCUACAAUCGAGGGAAAGAGUGACUGUGAAGAAGUCAUGUUGAUUAGGUAUUUGAUUUGAGUUUUGAAUGUUGUUUGCAUUCCCUAACAUAGUAGUAGAUAACACAAGACUAUCUACUACUAUUAUAGAAGUCUAGCACUAGUCGUUUUUUGCCUCCACUUUCAUAACUAUUUAUUUUUCUUAAAACCGAACACCCGUUUUAAAAAGUGGUUUUUACCUUCUCUCUGUUGGUGAAGUAUUGAUUGUCUGUGUGGAUAAUUGUGAGAGUCAGUGUCAGUAGAGUGUAUGAGUGUGCAUUAGUACUCUUCUAUUAGUUUUUGCUUUUUUCCAUGUGUCUGUCAGCUGCUAUGCCAGCUAAUAAACAUUUCUGUUAUCUCCA
Molecule: messenger RNA, 4195 nt
Organism: Hypomesus transpacificus
Lineage: Eukaryota; Metazoa; Chordata; Actinopteri; Osmeriformes; Osmeridae
Product: echinoderm microtubule-associated protein-like 4
Source: RefSeq, a predicted model, not a curated record